AUGGCUCAAUACGGCCAGCUGCAUGCCAUCCAGCGCUCUGUAUGGCAGGCUCGACUGCCUCUGGAAAUCCGGCUAGCCGCCUCAGAAUGUCGAAGCUUUAACCGAGCCGACCCCUACCUGAUUGCUUUUCCUCGACUCUCGUACCUGCCUCUGUUGCUGCCGCGUCUACACGCCUUUUUCUACAGCUCACUGAUAGCCGACCCCGAGACGGUGUCGCCGUAUGCGGGCUAUUUUACGUACGACAAUGUUCCGCUGAAGUGGCAUCUGCCUUUGGGCUUGCUCUACGACAUCUAUGUCUUGUCCACACAAGAUGCUGGCCCUGACCAUGCUGCCUCGGAGUCGUUGCCAUUUAAGCUGACGUUACAUUUCGCUCCAGACGAGACAGGAUCGUCGAUGCUGGACGCGACCCCUGUGGUGUUGCACGACUCCUUCAUCAACUCGGUCAAGGAGGCGGACUUUCUUCGAUCGGGGACCGCGAAACCCAUCAUGACCUUGUCAGCUCAGGAGAGUAAGGCGUUGUGGACUUCGACGCAGGAAGGUGACUUGAUGACCUUUGCGAAAAUCCACAGCAGCCUGGUGCCAGCACCGGGACAGUUACGCAACGUUCCUCUACGCGUCUAUCUGCCGUCUUCGCCGGAUCAAGAUCCGAGUAAGGCUCAGAUAAAGGUUCUACAGUCCCAUAUCUCUCCUACCGUGCCGGGUGGUGGCCCGUCCUCUCCAGCAGCACUUCGAGGUGGUGGUAGCGGUGCAGGGCAGCCUCAGACACUCGGCACGGCUCUACACCAACUCAUCCCAAGCCUCUUUCCCUCCCGGAGGACUCCCAUACUUGCGACCCCUCUCCUCCAUGGCACUCCUAUACCCAUGACUGCGAACUUGGACGAGUUGCUUCGAUGGGGCUGUUAUGCAGAUGGCUGGUUGUCCAUUGUACUGGCCAUGCGUGGAUAG
Messenger RNA from Exophiala spinifera, 945 nucleotides. RefSeq lists its product as uncharacterized. The coding region runs from base 1 to 945 and encodes 314 amino acids. The transcript has 2 exons. Gene Ontology annotation, cellular component: phagophore assembly site membrane; cytoplasm; Atg12-Atg5-Atg16 complex. Gene Ontology annotation, biological process: autophagy of mitochondrion; cellular response to nitrogen starvation; C-terminal protein lipidation. NCBI's taxonomy places the organism in Eukaryota, Fungi, Ascomycota, Eurotiomycetes, Chaetothyriales, Herpotrichiellaceae. The record is from RefSeq and is a predicted model, not a curated record.